AUGUCUGCCCCUAUCAAGACAGAGCAAAAGGCUUGUCUGAUCGUCAUUGACGGUUGGGGUAUCCCGUCCGAGGAGAGCCCCAAGGACGGCGAUGCCAUCACCAACGCCAAGACCCCGGUCAUGGACGAGCUGUACAAGAGCGCAACCGGCUACACCGAGCUCGAGGCCUCGUCGCUGGCCGUCGGCUUGCCUGAGGGCCUGAUGGGCAACUCCGAGGUUGGCCAUCUCAACAUUGGCGCCGGCCGUGUUGUCUGGCAGGACGUUGUACGCAUCGAUCAAACAAUCAAAAAGGACGAGCUGAAGGACAAUGCCGUCAUCAAGAAGACGUUUGAGAGCGCCGCCGAGAGCAACGGCCGUCUGCAUCUUUGCGGUCUUGUUUCCCACGGUGGUGUUCAUUCCAAGCAAACUCACCUUUACGCUCUCCUGAGAGCCGCCAAGAAGUACCAUGUCAAGGAGGUGUUUAUUCACUUUUUUGCUGAUGGCCGUGAUACUGACCCCAAGUCGGGCGCUGGCUAUAUGCAAGAGCUCGUCGAUUACUUGAAGGAGGUCGGCAUCGGUCAGAUUGCCACUGUUGUUGGACGCUACUACGCCAUGGAUCGCGACAAGCGCUGGGAGCGUCUCGAGAUCGCGCUGAAGGGCCUGUGCCUCGGUGAAGGCGAGAAGAGCGAUGACCCCGUCGCUACCCUCAAGGCUCGCUACGAGAAGGGCGGCUCCAAGGACAAGGACGAGUUCCUUACCCCCAUCAUUGUUGGCGGCGAUAAUGGUCGUAUCAAGGAUGACGACACCGUCUUCUUCUUCAACUACCGAUCCGACAGAGUGCGCCAGAUUACCCAGCUCCUGGGCGACGUUGACCGAUCGGUGCUCCCCGACUUCCCGUACCCCGCGAUCAAGGAGCUCGUCACCAUGACCAAGUACAAGACCGACUACCCCUUCGAGGUCGCCUUCGAGCCCCAGCGCAUGGACAAUGUCUUGGCUGAGUGGCUUGGCAAGCAAAACGUCGAGCAGGUCCACAUUGCAGAGACGGAAAAGUACGCUCACGUUACCUUUUUCUUCAACGGUGGUGUUGAAAAGGCCUUCCUUCUUGAGGAGCGCGACCAGAGCCAGGAUCUGGUUCCCUCCAACAAGUUAGUUGCUACUUACGAUCUCGCCCCCGAGAUGUCUGCCGACGGCGUCGCCGACCAGGUCGUCAAGCGCCUGGGUGAGGACCGCUUCCCCUUUGUAAUGAACAACUUUGCCCCCCCCGACAUGGUCGGCCACACCGGUGACUACGAUGCGGCCAUCAUUGGCUGCGAGGCCACCGACCAGGGCAUUGGCAAGAUCCUCGAGGGCUGCAGGAAACACAACUACAUUCUCUUCAUCACCGCCGAUCACGGCAACGCUGAGGAGAUGAAGUUUGCCGACGGCAAGCCCAAGACUAGCCACACCACCAACAAGGUGCCGCUUCUGAUGGCCAACGCCCCCGAGGGUUGGAGUCUGCGCAAGAGCGGCGGCGUAUUGGGUGACGUUGCCCCCACCAUUCUCGCGGCCAUGGGUCUUCCCCAACCCGAGGAAAUGACUGGCGAGUCUCUUCUGGCUAAGGACCUAAAGCGCAGCGCCAAUUAG
Messenger RNA from Cordyceps militaris CM01, 1602 nucleotides. RefSeq names its product phosphoglycerate mutase, 2,3-bisphosphoglycerate-independent. Gene Ontology annotation, molecular function: manganese ion binding. The transcript has 4 exons. Lineage: Eukaryota; Fungi; Ascomycota; Sordariomycetes; Hypocreales; Cordycipitaceae. Gene Ontology annotation, biological process: glucose catabolic process. The record is from RefSeq and is a predicted model, not a curated record. Gene Ontology annotation, cellular component: cytoplasm. The coding region runs from base 1 to 1602 and encodes 533 amino acids.